This is a messenger RNA of Andrographis paniculata, 833 nucleotides long. RefSeq lists its product as uncharacterized. Gene Ontology annotation, biological process: rRNA methylation. The transcript is spliced from 9 exons. Gene Ontology annotation, molecular function: rRNA (adenine-N6-)-methyltransferase activity; nucleic acid binding. Bases 95 to 736 code for a protein of 213 amino acids. The record is from RefSeq and is a predicted model, not a curated record. Lineage: Eukaryota; Viridiplantae; Streptophyta; Magnoliopsida; Lamiales; Acanthaceae.
CGUAGGGUACUUUGGGUAGGGUUUUACAGAAGAAAAAAUACGAAAAAGAAAAAAGAUAUUCGGUCUUCCACCCGGCGCAGCAUCGAAGACGAAGAUGAAGCUGAAGGUGUUGGAAAGCCAUCUUGGAUCACUGCAGCAAUUCGGAAAUGCAAAGAUUGAAUUGGAACAAUAUCCAACGGGGCCGCAUAUCGCAUCUCGGAUGCUUUACACUGCGGAAAAUUCUUUUGGGGAUGUGAGCGGUAAGGUAGUGGCUGAUUUUGGGUGUGGUUGUGGAACUCUUGGGUUGGCUGCUGGACUUUUGGAUGGAGGCCAUGUUAUUGGAUUUGAUAUCGAUGCAGAGUCGAUCGAAAUUGCAUCCUCUAAUGCAGAUGAACUAGAGAUAGACAUGGAUUUUGUUCAAUGUGAUAUCCGGAAUUUAAAAUUAUCAGAUCAAACUAUUGACACCGUUGUAAUGAAUCCUCCAUUUGGAACAAGAAAGAAAGGGGCUGACAUGGAGUUUCUCUCUAUGGCUUUGAAGGUUGCUUCUCAAGCUGUUUAUUCACUGCACAAGACUACAACAAGAGAGCACAUCAAAAGAACUGCCCUGAGAGACUAUAAUGCUAGCAGCGCCGAUGUUCUCUGUGAGCUUCGGUUCGAUGUACCCCAACUCUACAAAUUUCACAAGAAAAAGGAGGUUGAUAUCGCUGUGGACCUUUGGAGAUUUGUCCCGAAAAGCCGUCCAGGUAUGCAUUCAUAGCAUUACAGUUUGAGAUAGAGACUGGAAAUCCUAUGACCUACAUUUGUGUUUGAUUUGUAUUUGCUUUUAUGGUUUUGGAAAAAUAUUGGUUCAUGAA